This is a messenger RNA of Ambispora leptoticha, 878 nucleotides long. Lineage: Eukaryota; Fungi; Glomeromycota; Glomeromycetes; Archaeosporales; Ambisporaceae. The record is from the annotation of a GenBank genome assembly.
AACUGAACGUGUUAAAAAUCCAAAUAUCUCCACUUCUAUAAAUAAUGUUUUCAAUCUUCAAAGAAAAUCUUUGAUGAAAAACGUAAAACCUGGUGAUGAAGUUUUAUUUUCUUUUUUUCGUAAUUUUAAUGAUCAUCAAACUCCUAUGUUUCAAGUUUUUGUUGCUUAUAAGGAAGGUCAAAGACGUGAACAAAAAUUUUCUAUGAGAUGUCUUUUACCUUAUAAAACUUCUUUUAUAGCUUUAGGUAAUUAUACUACUAUUACCGGUCUUAAUUUGAUUUUUUCUACUUUACCUAUUCAUUUAAGAAUUAUUCAAAAUCUUAUAAAUGAGAUUUGGAUCAUUCCUGUAAAUGUUGGUGAAUUGGCUUUUCAAGGUGAUAUUACUGUCGAUGGAAAUCUUGCUUAUACUAUAAGAAAAGUUGGUCAUGCUAUUCAUAUCGUUUCUUUCGAUGAUGUUGGUGGCUUCGCAAGAAUUAAAAGUCCUGAUUCUAAUGGUGAUUUAUAUAUUUUAAGAUUACAUAAAGAAUCUUUAAGUACUCUUCACACUACUUUUGAAGAUUCUUAUUGGGCAAAAUCUAAUGAUUUUACUACCAUUCCUCAUUCUCCUUUAAUUGUCUCUUGGGGUACUCAAAAUGUUUAUUUUGAUCCCUCAAAUUCCUUAUUGGAAACUCAAUAUGGUGAUCAAGAACAUGAAAUCACUAUUUUAUCUUCAAAAGAACCUGCUGAUCAUGUUCGUUUUCAAUCUCAUCCUACUUAUCCUUUACCUUUUGUUUAUAAAAAACAAUUCACCGCUGGGGAAAAAACUUCGGAAGUACACUUGGUUCCUAAAUUAGUAAGAUGGAGUUAUCGUACUACAAAUUUUAAUGAUUUAGACUGGC